Messenger RNA from Penicillium manginii, 933 nucleotides. RefSeq names its product putative mitochondrial methylglutaconyl-CoA hydratase (Auh). Bases 1 to 933 code for a protein of 310 amino acids. Gene Ontology annotation, biological process: fatty acid beta-oxidation. The record is from RefSeq and is a predicted model, not a curated record. Gene Ontology annotation, cellular component: mitochondrion. Gene Ontology annotation, molecular function: enoyl-CoA hydratase activity. NCBI's taxonomy places the organism in Eukaryota, Fungi, Ascomycota, Eurotiomycetes, Eurotiales, Aspergillaceae. The transcript is spliced from 2 exons.
AUGGCUACCACAUUGUCACCGCGGCUCGUCCGCCUCACCACCCCACUCUUUUCACGACCAACCGCGACAUGCACCCGGAUGUUCGUCUCGCGGUACAGCACCAGCAGCGCCGACGACCUCAUCCUGACCCAACAAAUUCCUGCCCCGGGAUCCGGACAUGUGCGCGUUCUGCAACUGAACCGACCAAAGGCCCGCAAUGCUAUCUCGCGUGAGCUGCUCGAAAACCUGUCAUCGCAGGUGAACUCCAUCGCUGCGGAAAAGGGAAAUGGACCAACCCGGGCACUGGUCGUUGGUAGCAAUGUCGACGCGGCAUUCUGCGCCGGCGCAGACCUGAAGGAGCGCGCUACAAUGUCACCUGCUGAGGUAGAGGACUUCCUACUCAAGCUCCGAAGCACCUUCACCAGCCUCGCUCAGCUUGAAAUUCCCACCAUCUCCUCGAUAUCCUCUAUGGCCCUAGGCGGCGGCCUGGAGCUCGCACUGUGCACCCACCUCCGCGUUUUCGGUUCAUCGAGUACCGUCGGCCUCCCCGAGACUCGCUUAGCUAUCAUUCCCGGUGCAGGCGGUACUUACAGACUGCCUGGGCUGAUCGGCAUUCCUCGCGCUCGCGAUAUGAUCUUGACUGGCCGCCGGGUGUAUGGUCCCGAGGCCUACUUCAUGGGACUCUGCGAUCGCCUGGUGGAAGUGCUCCCCGAGGAAGCAGCCCAAGAGGGUGUGGCGCGCGAGAAGGUUCUCCGGGAGAGUAUCAAGCUGGCACUGGAUAUUUGCGAAGGUGGACCCAUUGCUAUCAAACAUGCUCUGAUUGCUGUACAAGGCGCUGCUUUGGGGGAGAUUUCGGAGAAUGCUGCUUAUGAGGGUGUCAUUGAGACAGAAGAUCGGUAUGAGGCGCUGCGUGCUUUUGCGGAGAAGCGCAAGCCAGCUUUCCGAGGACAAUAG